Messenger RNA from Branchiostoma belcheri (Belcher's lancelet), 603 nucleotides. RefSeq names its product protein THEM6-like. The record is from RefSeq and is a predicted model, not a curated record. The annotation marks the transcript as partial. NCBI's taxonomy places the organism in Eukaryota, Metazoa, Chordata, Leptocardii, Amphioxiformes, Branchiostomatidae. The transcript is spliced from 2 exons.
CAUCUCGUGACCCAAAAGCCACCAAUGAGCAAUGACCAACCCAAGACUCGGAUAUUGUCGAAAUAUUUCUGAAUGUAGUAUAAUGCAUUGCAUCUCUAAAGACCGUGGCACAUUUUAAAGCCUUUUCUAUAAACAUAAUUUAUAAAUUUUUUUGCUGAACACAAAAUUAUUUUAGAAACAUCCCCAUCUUGUCAGUGCGCUCUUCCAACAUGGCGGCGAUUUGGUUGAAUGUAAUUUUACUGGUGCUGUUUGCCCUUUUUGAUGUCUGGUACUUCGUCAAUGGUUUCGUAACGUGGGCCGUAGCAAGGAUACAGAAAACAAUAAAGAGGAAAGGCGUAUUGGAGGAAGUAGUUACCUAUGGCCUGGUGACCACCACUGAUAUGGAUUUCAUGUGCCACAAGAACAACGCUCGCUUCACUCGGAAGUGUGACUUCGGCAGGUUCCAGUUGUACGAGUCGACAGGACUCUGGGAUAACGUAGUGAAGCUGGGAGGCUCCAUGGUACUGGGAGCCUCUACCAUCCGCUUCCGCAGGUCACUACAGUUCCUGGAGCCUUUCCGAGUCAGAUCUAAGGCAAGAAUUGUGAACAUUGUCAAUUUGUCAU